Erythranthe guttata (spotted monkey flower) is the source of this 938-nucleotide messenger RNA. RefSeq lists its product as uncharacterized. Gene Ontology annotation, cellular component: cytoplasmic dynein complex. The record is from RefSeq and is a predicted model, not a curated record. Gene Ontology annotation, molecular function: dynein intermediate chain binding. Gene Ontology annotation, biological process: microtubule-based process. NCBI's taxonomy places the organism in Eukaryota, Viridiplantae, Streptophyta, Magnoliopsida, Lamiales, Phrymaceae.
AUUAAAUUAGGGGGAAAGGGAUGAAUAAUUUGAGGCCUCACCAGGUUUUAUCCUUAACAUCGAUAUCCUCUCUUAGGAUGACGUAAGAAUGAGUGAGUGGACCCCACGUAACAACAAUAAUAAUAUAAUAAAGUCAAAAGAGUCCUUAAAGUGGAAAGAAAAAGGACAUAAACAAGAAUUGGACUAUGUGCCAUCCCAAUUAUAUAAUCCCACACCUAAUGAAUCUCUCCUCUACACAUGGAGCACACCCAUACAUAUAUACAUACACCUAUGCUUACAAACAAUGCCUCCUGAGUGUAGAUUAUGACUUACUGACAUCAAUUUCAAAUCUCUCCAGGCUCCUUUUUCUGCAUUCUAGUUGUAUUCUUCUAUGAGAGAGAGAGAGAGAGAGAGAGAGAGAGAGAGAGAGAGAGAGAGAAGAGAGAGAGAGAGAGAGAGAGAGAGAGAUGUUGGAGGGGAAAGCAUUGAUAGAGGAUACAGAUAUGCCAUUGAAGAUGCAGAUUCAAGCAAUGGGAUGUGCUUCUCAGGCACUUGAUCUCUAUGAUGUUUUGGACUGCAAAUCUAUUGCUGCACACAUCAAGAAGGAAUUUGACAAAAAAUAUGGGAGUGGAUGGCAGUGUGUGGUGGGAUCAAACUUUGGGUGUUUCUUCACACACAGUAAGGGGAGCUUCAUAUAUUUUACACUCGAGACUCUCAACUUUCUCAUCUUCAAAGGCUCCUCUUCUUCUUCUUCUUGAUGAUGAGUAGCAGUGGAUAAUAUAUUAGGACAAUGAAGAUUAAUUAGCUUUGUAAUAGAGGGAACUCCUAUGUUAAGUUUAGGUUGUACAAAUAUGAUGUACUUGCUAAGCUCUGUUUUUAUGGGUAAAUCAAUCUGCUAAACUCAGCUAUUUAUCCUCCACUAUCAAGAUUCAAGAAUGAAGUUUCUAACUUAGUUUUUA